GCAAGUGUACUUCAGUUGUGAGUUUGUAGGCAGAGUCGUGGUCAGACUGUUUGCAAGUCUGAUCAGACUUGCUGUGUAAUGGCUACAACAACUUACAUCGCAUCAAGUGCAGUGUGUUCUGAUCCAGUCAGUGUGCCAGACUGUCUCGCGAUGAACAUAGUGAACACGCAGGGGUACGGCCGCGAGGCCCACGAGAUGAAGUACAUGCCACAACACCAGGGCCCCAUGGCCCACAACCCCUGGGUGGGGCUGCCUCCGUCAGACCCCAGCCACUGGGCCAUGCACCCCCACGCGGGCCUCCAUCAGGACAUCAAGCCCCAGCCCUCCGACGUGGCCAUCCACCACAGGCCGCCCCACCACAUGCCCCAUGGGUGGCAGCCGCCCGUGUCGUCGCCCUACAGCUUGGCGGGCAACGGCGGUUCCCCGCUGGGGCACCACCCUGCCGCCUACGCCAUGAACGGCAUCAUGCCCCACCAGAUGCACGCGGGCCACCUGCGGGACAUCCACUGCGAGUCGCCCGUCACGCCCGACCACCACGUGCACAACGAGGUGGAGGAGGAGACCCCCACCAGCGACGACCUGGAACAGUUCGCCAAGGCGUUCAAGCAGCGACGCAUCAAGCUGGGCUUCACACAAGCCGACGUGGGGCUGGCCCUCGGCACUCUGUACGGUAAUGUGUUCUCCCAGACCACCAUCUGCAGGUUCGAGGCGCUGCAGCUCUCCUUCAAAAAUAUGUGCAAGUUGAAGCCGCUGCUCAUGAAGUGGCUGGAGGAGGCGGACUCCACCACCGGCAGCCCCACCUCCAUCGACAAGAUCGCCGCCCAGGGCAGGAAACGUAAAAAGCGGACCUCCAUAGAGGUAUCGGUGAAGGGCGCGCUGGAGCAGCACUUCCACAAGCAGCCCAAGCCCUCGGCGCAGGAGAUCAGCCAGCUGGCAGACACGCUACAGCUGGAGAAAGAGGUGGUGCGUGUGUGGUUCUGCAACAGACGACAGAAAGAGAAGAGGAUGACGCCUCCUAUCCUGGCUCAGGGACCCGACGGCAACCAGGUGGUGAACGGCGCGCCGUCUGGCCCGGGCCAGCAGAUCACCCCCACCAGUGACUACGGGCAGCCUCGCUCAGUGGAGCUGCCCCGUGAGCUGAAAUACCCGGGCUACACCCACCAGACCAUGCACGGCUCCCCCACACACCUGCCGCCCCAGCACUCGCCACCGGGACCUCUACUGUCGCCACAGAUGCCACCCCACACAGUGGCGCCCUCCCAUGCGGUCUCCCACUGAUGGUCGCUCAACCUGUGGCAGGAUUCCGCUAACUGACCAGUGGCCAGCCGCAGCCCCUCAGCGACCCCUUGGGGCCCACCCGCCCACAUCCCGCCCCUCGUGUCCCUGGAGGCGCCUAGUCGCGGACCUUCCUCAGGGCGUCGCGCCGACUCCGCCGGCGGUGCCGAGGCCCGGCCCUCUAGUCCCCGGGCGCCCCAGGGGGCGGCCGUCACCGCAUCAUCCUUACCAGACUGAAAAACUGGUGUGUCCAUGUGCGUGAAAACUCCCUCGGUGAUAAACGUAUUUUGCGCGCAGUGAGGAUCCAGUGAGGCGCUUCAGGACGGCAGCGCCGCGCCGCGCCGCGCAGACCCCGCCACUGUGCGAAGACUGAGCUUCAAAUUACGUGUGGACAUUAUGUAGCGGUUACCUCGAGUUUUUUGUGUGCGUGUUUGGAACAUUCCAGUGGUGGCGGUGCCGGGCGGCGCGCGGCCCGCCGACCCCGGCCGUGGGCGGCCGUGGGCGGGCGGCCCCGCCCAGCCUCACGCCACAUUCAGCCGCAGCCGCCGAGAAAAUUAAUAAUACCUGGUGGCGGCGGUGGCGGGGCGCGGGUCCGUCCGGCGGUGGUGACCCUCGCACUGCCCGCCCGCCCGCCGCACACACACACACACACACAUACACACACACACACACACACCCUCUCCCUCUCUCUCACACACACACACACACACACACACAUACACACACACUCGCCGCCACCAUCCUGCCAGCCUCAUCCCGGCCGCCACGCGCUGGUGCGGACCGCCGCCACCAUCUGGCAGGCCGGCGGGCGCCGCCGCCGCCACGCUGUACAUAGCGCCGUGUAAAUACCGUGGAAGCCGUGACGGGGCGGCCACCGGCGCCGCACUUGUGAUAUGUCUCAAGAGCUGAAUUUAUAAUAAUUUACUUGUAAUAUAUGUAUAAUUCACACCUAGAUUAACCCUAAGUAUAUUUAGUUUGUGUUGACUGUUUCCCGCCACUGCUGCUCCGAGGGCGGGCCGCCCACUGGCCCGCCGCCGCCGCCGCCGCCAAGGAGUCCCCCGCCCGUCGGGGCGACCCGCGGCGGCAGGUCCGCCUGGCCGAGUCCGCAGGACCAGCGGCCUGGAGUCCCCGAAGAGACUCGCCCCGAGCGUCCGGCCACCCACCUGUUCCCACCGUUGUCCGACGCCCUCGGCCCACCUCCUCGCCGCCCACCGCUGCCCGCCGCCCACCUGCCCCGGGCGGGGGCGCGGCCGCGGGCCCUCCUGCCCCGUCGAGGAACGCCGCUCGUCACGGGUGCCGCCCGCCCCUCCUCCCUCUCCCCUCCUCCUAGCGUCCAUCUGCGGCUUCGAGCGGCAGCAGUGGGUGUGGUGGGUGAGGAGGGCCGGCAUGGGCGGCGGCGCGGCGGGCGGCAGGCGGCGCCUCACGCCCGCCCUCUCUGUGUUUGUUCUUAAUGUUUCCUGAAUGUCUGUACUGAGGCUCCCUAGAAGUAAUGUAGGUGGCGAGGUGAUCCUGAAACCCUCCCCGCGGCGACCAGCGCUGCCGGGAGCAGGCGCGCGGCGCACGAGGCCGCGGGAGGCAGCAGGGGCGUCGCGCUAGUGUGAGAGUACAAAGGAUCACGUCGAGGUUAAAGUAAACAAUCCACGUCAACCAGAGCGUCAACAUCAACACCAUCACUUGGGAUCUGUAGUCACGACUGUACAUAGACUUGUAUUAAACUUAUUAUGAAUAAUAAAUGAAAGUUUGUCUA
Scylla paramamosain (green mud crab) is the source of this 3022-nucleotide messenger RNA. RefSeq names its product silk gland factor 3-like. The record is from RefSeq and is a predicted model, not a curated record. Gene Ontology annotation, biological process: regulation of transcription by RNA polymerase II. Lineage: Eukaryota; Metazoa; Arthropoda; Malacostraca; Decapoda; Portunidae. Bases 79 to 1278 code for a protein of 399 amino acids. The transcript has a single exon. Gene Ontology annotation, molecular function: RNA polymerase II cis-regulatory region sequence-specific DNA binding; DNA-binding transcription factor activity, RNA polymerase II-specific.